AUGCUUGCAAAAUUCGGCUUGGUUAGCUCGAUGGCGCUGGUCGCCGUGGCCAACGCCAUCCUCCUACCGCCUCAGAUGGCUGACGACUUCCCGGGCAUCGAAUCGCUCGGAACACCAGCGCAGCUAGACCCCUACAGGCGCGAUGUUUUGCUCGAGUGUCCCACAUGCCCCAGGGCGACGGCGGAGGGUUCGUUCUACAAGCUCGCCUGGGCCGGGGACACUGGAAACUCUUUCCUUCUCAGUUUCGAAGUCGGCCCUGAUCGCAAGACCCUGCUCCUCGACGGCGUCCAGAUAUAUCCGCGCUCGUUCGAGAGUGCUAUGGGCCCUCCUCAGUUCUUCGACGUCACCCAAUAUGGCGCCAACGACCCGCUUCCCUUGGGCGUUACCGGCUAUACCACCUUCUACCCUUCGGCUCCAGUACACAAGGACAGCGGCCUCGAUCUGAUUCCCGUCACCCUCAUCAUUGAACAGAUUGGAUACCAGCCCAUGCGUGUUCCUCCGCUCACCAUCUACCUCCUGCAGGACGCCGACGGACAUGUCAUGAUUGCGUCGUUCAAGAGCGACGGCUCUGCUCAAGCACAAGAAGACUGCAAGGACUGGCUGUCCUGCAAGUUGGAGGCUCUAAAGGACAAGUUCCACAGCAUGGCAAGCGCAAUGAAACAUGGGUGCCACAAGCUCAAGGGGGGUGCGGUGGGACAGGUCGCGAAUGAUGGAGACGAGCGGCACCAUCACGGCGGCCACCACCAUCCUGAAGGUGACCAUCGUGACGGCAACCGCCCCCACCACCACCACGGCCACAAGCACCACGAUCACAAGCAGCACAAGCACAAGGCUAACGCCUUCAUGCGUAUCGGAGCUCCCAUGCUCCUGGGCGCCAUGAUUGUGUGGCUCCUGUGGGCUGUAGCCUGGAGCGUCUACUAUGUUGUUGUGGGCGUCAAUGAGAUGUACCGUGGCCGCUCCUUUGUGUGGGUUCCCGAGGAGGGCGAGACCAACUACGCUGUGCUCCCUCAAUGCGAGGCUCCUCCUGUUUAUGAAGAGGUGGCUGAGAAGGAGGUGGUUGUGGAGGAGAAGAAUUAG
Westerdykella ornata is the source of this 1077-nucleotide messenger RNA. RefSeq lists its product as uncharacterized. The record is from RefSeq and is a predicted model, not a curated record. The coding region runs from base 1 to 1077 and encodes 358 amino acids. The transcript has 2 exons. Lineage: Eukaryota; Fungi; Ascomycota; Dothideomycetes; Pleosporales; Sporormiaceae.